Molecule: messenger RNA, 1518 nt
Organism: Colletotrichum chrysophilum
Lineage: Eukaryota; Fungi; Ascomycota; Sordariomycetes; Glomerellales; Glomerellaceae
Exons: 1
Coding region: 1-1518 (505 amino acids)
Biological process (GO): carbohydrate metabolic process
Molecular function (GO): hydrolase activity, hydrolyzing O-glycosyl compounds
Source: RefSeq, a predicted model, not a curated record
AUGAAACAGAUCGAUGGUGGUCAGGCUUGCUGGGCCCGCGAUUGGCAAUGGGCUCCUGAAACAUACUACAACGCAAAGACGGGAUGGUACUUCUUUUUCUUCGCAGGGCGUCUGCGCGAAGAUAUGGCGAAAGACCACUUCCGCUACUCAAAAUUUGAGGAACCAUCGAAAUUGGGAGUGGCCGUUUCGCGAUCUCCUACAGGUCCAUUCAAAGAGAUUCAGUCGGAGCCCAUUGGUUACUAUCCAUUCGACCCCGAUUACCAUGACGUCAAUCUCAUCAUGGACGACAAACAAAUGCUGCCACCAAAGACCCAAGAGGAGGGCAAGCAAGCUCCAAAGGGUACUUACAUACCUACGAUUGACCCAAACAUCUUUUUUGACAAGGACGGCCGUAUUUACCUAUACACCUCUCGAAACGCGUACCGUAAUUGGAAUUGGGAUGAAAAGCUCGGCAAGUACAUCGAGGAGUCGAAUAUCAUCGUCGUCGAGAUGGACCGAGCCUGGUGGGACGAUCCAUUUGCGCGAACCAUGCCAGAUAUUGCGUCGUCAGAGGUUGAUGUCCACGCCCGCGAUGCGCCGGACUUGCCGAGCAAUAUCACUUCAUAUAAUGGGACUGGCGAGAUUGGGAAACCCCCGCGCAAAGAUGGAUGGAAAACGGUCAUUUCGUAUGGAGCCGACCCUCAACAAUGGGAGAACUUUCAUGUCGAUGAUUACGAGAAGAACAACGGUACGAAGAAGGACCGAAGGUGGUCAGAGGGCAGUACAGUUAUCAGGCGCACGGGAAAAGAUGGCAAACCAACCUACCUUCUCACAUACAGCGCAAACAACUACGAAGCCUCAAACUAUGGCGUCGGAUUCGCAACGGCCGAGACUCCAUUGGGCCCCUUCCGAAAAUCUGCCAAGAACCCCGUUCUAUCACAGGCUCCGGAUGCUGAGAUCCCCAUAUACUCUACUGGCCACGGAAGCAUUGUGGCAUCGCCCCCCAAGAACACAAGGAGCAGAGUUGGUGCUCAGGAGGUCACUCAAAGUACCUCUGAGGGAGCCGAGCUAUUCUACGUGCAUCAUGCGCGCAACGAUACAACGCGAGAUCGAUCAAUAUACACCACCCGAAUGAGCCUCGACGACUCUUCGAUCUACUUUGGUUCCGAUAAUGCCAUAACAAUGAACCUGACGUCAUUGGAUCAGCCACUCCCUUUGAACACGUACCCAAUUCAACUUGAGAUAGGGUGUCCCCGGGGCAGAAACUUCGAUUCACAAUUCGAAGUGCGUGUUGUUUCGAAGACCGGAGCUCCUUUUGACUUGACCGAAGGCUCGAACAGAGUCGUUGCCCAACCGGAAACAAUAGAAGCUUCCUCCAUUGAGCCUGUCAGAGGAAGAGGUGGAACGUUUGUCCUCAAAUUCGACAAAGGCUCCGUGCAAGAGCUGGCUUAUCAGCGCUCUAGUGUCAAGGGCAACUGGACAUUGGUUGACAGCCAAAAGGUUCGCUGCCGGAUAAGCUCCCGUCAGUAUAGUGUGUAA